AUUGCCGCUAAAUUUGUCCGGUACGUUACGUAGCAUGCUUAAGGCCAGCAUCACCGUAGUCUUGUCUCAAUUAUUAGAUGAGCAUUGUAUACCACUUUUCCGUUCUUAAAUCAUAGUAAUUUGACUCUAGCCAAGGGCCUUACAAUGAAAAAAAGUUGGUGGUUCCUCACUUAAAUAAAAUUGCAGGUCAGUUGUAUAUAUGGAUCUUGCGGAUGUGAUUCCAACUGCACAGAACAUUUGUUUGGAACUUGUUGUUUUUAUUUUUGGUCCUCAAAAGCACAAAUUGAUUUUGUUUCUACACGUUACUGACAUACAGAAUUAUAAUUGCUACUAAAGUCAGUUCUGACCUAAAUAUAUUUACAGCAAACCUAUCUAUAUAUAUAUAGCCUGGCCAGAAUAAGAAAUUUUGUCAACUUUAAUCCAGCAAAAUUUAUGUACUUGACAUCAAAUAAUCACUGUCGAAUAUUUAAGAAAGUAGUUUUCUCCGUCUUUGAACUUGACCUGGUGUAAGUAAUUUUGUUGAAAACUUCACCAAGGUCAGUUAGCUCCUUAUGUACAGAUUUAUAUAUUUACCAUUUUAAUAUUAAUUUUGCACGACAAGCAAAUGUAAUGAAAACAACUCAUGGAAAAUCUACUGCCCGAAUAUCUAUUGACGUUCUGAGUAAAACUGUUUUAGAAACCGACCACUUGAUGAACUCCUAACGAAACCUAUAAAUUUUGAUACCGGUAAACUUUUGGAGGCAAAACUUCCUGAAAUGUAGUUAUUCGCCAAAAGCUCUUGGUGAUCCAUCAAGGCGCGUAUUUCUUUCGCCACUUAAAGAUAAUAUUUGGUGGUUCUAUAAGUUUCUGUCCAUAAUGAUCUAUUUCAAUUUCUUACGUUUCGUGUUAUUAGAGGCAAAUAGGCUUCCAAUUGUUGUAAUUUACCAGUGCAUAUGCACUGUGAGAAGUAUCAAAAAUAGUGUGAUACUUGGGAGAAGUAGGGUAGAAAUAAAAAAAACACUUACGUAAAGUGCAUUCUCAAAACUCAUAUCUAGGAGAGGGUGCUUUGUUUAUUUCAGAUAUGCUGAUUCCCGUGAUAAUCUUUCUUUUGUGCGGACUGUGAUAAGUGUUACUGAUACCUAAGUAUAUAAAAUUGGAACAUUCAAAAAGCCUAUCUCAUAUUGUUAGGGUUAUUCGCAUUUGUUAUAUAGAUUCAAGGACUAAUGUAUAACUAAAAUUACUGCAACCUAGUUUGACGGUUUAAAAUUUUGCCUCUGCUGCUAAUUUGAAGCUCAACAGAGUAGCAAGUUUUGGGUUACUAAAUAUAAAAGUUUUAGUUCAGUGAUGUAGUAUUUCAAGUUAGAUUAACUGAGUCAGGGUUUUAUUUAUUUAUUUUAACACAUAGAUAAUGGUACAAGGAAGCACCAAAUACAUAUGCGCCACACAAAUUUCAUUCGAUAUUUGUGAGGGCUGUGAUACUGCCCGGGUGCCCAAACCGAAGCAGGUGGUUUUCUUAGGGGGACACGCCCCGAGCCUUCGACCUGAAGGUCUGAUCUACAAGGCAGUGGAGCAUCGUAAGGAGAUGCAGUUUCAUGAAAGCCGGUGACCGACGAUUGGUUCAUACGCCAUUUGUUCGCGCAGGAUAAUGGAGCCCAUGUGCACCAUUGGUUUGGAAUCCGGUUAAAGUGUCGGACAUUCGCUUUUCGUCCUCUCAUUUUCGUAGACAACACCCCCGCCACGAGAAGGCAGUAAGUAGGACUUUCCUGACGAAGGCUAUAUACGCGUGGCCAUGUGAGAGCAUUUCGAGAGGGAGAGCGUACUCUGCCCACUCUCGGCUGUACCAGGGCAUUUGGGGGUGAGUCAGAGUUUAAGAAAUGAUGUAAACUGUGGCGAGAAAAAAAUAGUUAAAGUGAAAUGAAUGUGACCAGAUAAUUAAAAAUACUAUAAAGAAAAUGUUAUCUCACGGUUCUAAUCACUUCUCACUGUCACAUACUCCUAUAUUCGUUGUUCUUGAUUAUAAAUGUUUCCCAUGAUGCUUCACAUAGCAUAAAAUAUCCUUAAUUCUUUUCUGAGAAGUAACUGUACUAGAUUUGAUUUUAUGACUGUAUCAGUUCUUGUUGAUUGUCACAUCAUCUCAGUUUUGUAGUAUGUGUUGAGUUUACUCUUCAUUUUCUCUUCAGAUAUUCGUCUUAAACAAGUACAUUCCGACCAUUUCAAUACCUAAUUAUCCUUCGCAGUCAGCUUGAUAAUACCCAAAUUAUCUAGGAAACAAGCUAAAACUUCGUUUCAAGUUGUGACAUACAUUUUUGAACCACCUGGCAAUCAAAGGAUCUGUCUAUAAUGACCAAAAGUAUUCGAAGUAAAUCAAAAAGACGAUUUCGUGCGAUUAGACGUAGACGGAGCUUUAAAAAAAUCAAGGAUCAGUUAAUAAAAUCUACCAAGAAAAGUGAAGAAACCCCAAUCUCUUCCGAACAGUUGGUUGAUUCGACUCCAAAUCACAUGGAUAUUGUUCCCAAAAGCUUGCCAAAAAUCCUGUGUAAUGAACAUGGAACCUACCCAGUGUGGCUAAGUAAAAAAGAACGCAAAAGACAAAUAAAAAUGAAAAGACAACAGAAAAAACGUCAGUGUCAACUAAUCAAUUCUCCACGGCUCUUUAUGCGCACACAAUCCUUGAGUGUUAUUAUUUACAUUAUACGAUCCAGUAUUGUAAUCUUAUAAAAUCAUCAUGUCUGUUCAUUGAAUGAAUACUUAAAAUAUCAUAUAAAUGUAUGAUUGUAUAUCUUGAUGAUAAACUCUCUGAAAACGGAUCCGUUUCUGGAAGUUCGUAUUUUUUAUGUUUAAAUGGGACUUAUGUGUAUAUGGAUUCACUUAUCUUCCCCUUAAAAUUUGAGCUUAAAUAACUAUUUAUUCCUCUUAUUUAUCCUUUUUUGGAAAAUAUUCUCGAUGGGCUGUUGUAUGUUGAAUUUGUUUACUGCGCAUUUGUGCCAGGCUGUGUGGACUACAACUGAUUGUAGUUUUUGAAGGAUGUUUGGAACUUUUGCACAGAGGAUAGAUUUAUGUUUAGUCGACAAAAAAAUACGAAACGAGCUAGUCGGGUUUACAAAUUCAAUUAUAGCAACAGCCCUACAACCAAUUUCGAUUAUGUUUAGUUUUUGUUAAGCCCUUUUAUUAACUUACUUAACAGACAAUGUUAUUACAGCAGUAGCGAUCCGCAUAUUUCUUUGUACCGUUAUGAUCACUAGAUCAUAUGACACUCUAGCUAAAAUGUUAAUAUCAUAAAUGUUGCUCGAUGAUUCAUCUUCCUCUCCAUGUAUAUAUGUACUCAAAUCUUAUUAUUAACUUUUGCUGCGCCCUUGUGCGAGUUGACUACAAAUUUGCCUGUGUUUGCUCAUAUAUAUUUAAUCGCCUCUCUGCUUCAAAUUCGCUUGAUGUGUUUAGAACUUUGUGAUUUGCAAUAUUCGCUAAUAAACUGUAGUUGCCGAUA
Schistosoma margrebowiei is the source of this 3463-nucleotide messenger RNA. The record is from the annotation of a GenBank genome assembly. Lineage: Eukaryota; Metazoa; Platyhelminthes; Trematoda; Strigeidida; Schistosomatidae.